This is a messenger RNA of Ambispora leptoticha, 1101 nucleotides long. The record is from the annotation of a GenBank genome assembly. NCBI's taxonomy places the organism in Eukaryota, Fungi, Glomeromycota, Glomeromycetes, Archaeosporales, Ambisporaceae.
AUGUCAACCGAAAAAGUUGUUUUAGUUACGGGUGGCUCCGGACUCGUCGGGCAAGCCAUAAAGUGGGUAAUAGAAAACGAUAAUGGGCGUUUCGGCCGAAAAGAUGGUGAAAGGUGGAUAUUUCUUACAAGUAAAGAUGGAGAUUUACGUUCGCGAGAAGCAACGCAUGCAGUUUUUGAAAAGUAUAAGCCAACGCACGUAGUUCAUCUCGCUGCUUUAGUUGGCGGGCUAUUCAAAAAUAUGAAGUAUAAACUCGAUUUUUUACGGGAUAAUUUGCUUAUAAACGACAACGUCUUGCACACUGCACAUGAAUACAAGGUAGAGAAAGUUGUGUCGUGUUUAUCCACUUGCGUAUUUCCCGACAAGACAACUUACCCAAUCGACGAAACAAUGAUUCAUAAUGGACCGCCGCAUCCUUCUAACUUCGGAUACGCGUACGCGAAAAGAUUAAUUGACACACAAAAUAAAGCCUACUUUGAACAAUUUGGCCACCGGUUUACAUCAGUGAUUCCAACUAAUGUAUUUGGUCCGCAUGACAAUUAUGAUUUGCAAGAUUCACAUGUGAUCCCGGGUUUAGUUCAUAAAUGCUAUCUAGCCAAAAAAAAUGGAACUCCAUUUGUGGUUGCUGGCACCGGAAAACCUCUUCGACAGUUCAUAUAUUCACGCGACUUGGCAAGGUUGUUUAUAUGGGUGCUGCGGGAAUAUGAUGAAAUUGAUCCGAUAAUUUUAUCAGUGGGCGAAAAAGACGAAGUGUCGAUAAAAGAUGUUGCUGAUACAAUUGUAAAACAUUUGGGAUUUGAUGGAUCUUAUUCUUUUGAUACAACAAAACCAGAUGGACAAUUCAAAAAAACGGCUAGUAAUGCUAAGUUACUGAGUUAUCUCCCGGAUUUUGAAUUCACUCCAUUUGAUGUUGCUAUCCAAGAGUCAGUCAAAUGGUUUCUUGAAAAUUAUGAUAAAGCACGUACUGCUAACAUGGUUCGCCUAGCUUCUGAAACAUGGAAUGAGAUGAUAACACAGUUAAAAAUGCUUGUAGGCAGAAUUUACGUUAAACACGGCUAUCUUAUCAACAGUUUAUUACCCGCUCAACAAAAGAGACAUUAA